Rotaria socialis is the source of this 1095-nucleotide messenger RNA. The record is from the annotation of a GenBank genome assembly. NCBI's taxonomy places the organism in Eukaryota, Metazoa, Rotifera, Eurotatoria, Philodinida, Philodinidae.
AUGUCUGAUAUCUAUACAGAACUUAUUUCAAAAGAUUGGACAACACAUAGCAAUGAAAAUAGUCUUGUUCGAUAUGAUAAACUACCGACAUAUGACACAUUUAUUCGAGAAUGUUUACUUAAAAACCGACCAGCUCUCUUUACAGCUAGCUGUGGCUUCAUGGACGACUGGUCAUGUAUAACCGAAUGGUUGAAUAAAGAUCGAACAGAACCUGAUUUUGAUCGUCUAAUAAAUUUAUAUGGUCAUAUGACUGUACCAGUUACAAAAUGUUCAUCAACUAUAACAGAAUAUAGCUCUGAUGACAAUAAAUUAACGAUGCGUUUCGAUGAAUUUGUUAAUUUAUGGCGUAAUAAUGAAACAACAGCAGAAUAUUAUUGUAAAGAUUGGCAUUUACAAAAAAUGUCUGGUGAAACAAAACCAUUAUUCUAUUCUGUUCCAACAUAUUUUCAAUCCGAUUGGCUUAAUGAAAAAUGUCUUGCAGAAAACGAAGAUGACUUUCGUUUUGUUUAUAUGGGUGGUGAUGGAACAAAUACACCAUUACAUAUGGAUGUGCUAGGAACAUAUUCUUGGUCAGCAAAUAUUUGUGGUCGGAAACGAUGGCGUUUUUCGAAGCCACAUUCCAUUGAAUUUAUACAAGAACCUGGUGAUAUAUUAUUUGUACCAUCGGAAUGGUAUCAUGAUGUUACCAAUAUUGGUUUUACAAUAUCCAUUAAUCAUAAUUGGUUUAAUGCUUUUAAUAUUCUACGCAUUUGGAAACAUUUAUGUGCAACACUUGAAGAUAUUGAACAUCGAAUUGAAGAUUGCCGUUCUGUGAUGAGUGAUACGUGGCAUGCACAUUGCCAAUUAAUACUUCAAGCAAAUGAAGGAUUAAAUUUUGCGUCACUUUAUAAACUUUUAUACAUAAUUGCUCAACGACGAAUGAAAGAAAAUCAAGAUGAAUAUAAACGAUUUGAUUUAUGGAUGAUUGAUAAAUUAAUACGAGAAAUCUUACAUCAUUCGAUAUUUUUAUAUGCUUUUGAUUUGGAUACAUUUCCUGAAAGACCCAAAGUGUUGCUUAAACAAAUUCAUUCGUUUAUUGAGAAACAAAAACAAUAA